UCCAGCUCUAUCGCAGCAGGCCGGGCAAAUUUGUUGGACAAGCGACAAUUCUUUCCUUUUUUCUAUCCUACGUGAGCCCCUCGAACGUGAGACUCUCGAACGGACUUGAUUCAGAACACGCAAAAGCCGCGGUUUCAAAAGCGGCAACCGGCAGGCUUCUGAAAUCGGAACGCGCCAAACGCACACGGAUAACCAUAACCAUCUCGGACACGCUCCGCCUGGGAAAUAUCAGAAAUCAGCCCACUCUGGAGCAAGCGAAUCGUGUUCGGGCGGGAACUGAAAAUCCACAUCUAGAUCCAGGCAGAAUCCCAACAAAAUCAACAACCUUGGCUGAGGCACAGGCGCCAUGAGCGUGGACACGUACGCGCCCAGCUCGGCGCUCUCGUUUUUGGACAUGGACGACAACGAGUUGCUGCCAGGAGCGGACACGCAGCCGACGCAGUACGAUUACCGCGACUUCACCAUGCCCUCCACCUCGCAGAGCCAGACGCAGGGCGACCAGCUGGAGCUACACCCGCGCCGAUCUGGUGGGGACUCGCAUCCGCGAUUGGCCAGCAUCACCAACGAUCUGGCCGACCUGCAGUUCGAGGAGGAGGACGACGAGGCCGGUAGCUCGUACGUGAAGGAGCUUCCCGCUCACGCUUGCAAAUACUGCGGCAUCCACGACCCGGCCACGGUCGUCAUGUGCAACAAUUGCCGCAAGUGGUUCUGCAACGGACGCGGCAGCACUUCCGGCUCGCACAUCAUCAACCAUUUGGUGCGGGCGAAGCAUCGCGAGGUGACCCUGCACGGCGAAGGACCCCUGGGCGAGACCAUCCUCGAGUGCUACUCGUGCGGCGUUCGCAACGUCUUCGUGCUGGGCUUCAUCCCCGCCAAGGCCGACUCUGUGGUCGUGCUGCUCUGCCGGCAGCCGUGCGCUGCCCAGAACUCGCUGAAGGACAUGAAUUGGGACCAGGAUCAGUGGAAGCCCCUGAUUGCCGACCGGUGUUUUUUGCCCUGGUUGGUGAAGCAGCCCAGCGAACAGGGCCAGCUCCGGGCGCGCCAAAUCUCGGCCGCCCAGAUCAACAAGUUGGAGGAGCUGUGGAAAGACAAUAUCGAGGCCACGUUCCAGGACCUAGAGAAGCCGGGUAUCGACUCGGAGCCGGCCCAGGUGCUGCUGCGCUACGAAGACGGCUACCAGUACGAGAAGACGUUCGGGCCGCUGGUUCGCCUUGAGGCCGACUAUGACAAGAAGCUGAAGGAGUCGGCUACCCAGGAAAACAUCGAGGUGCGCUGGGACGUGGGCCUUAACAAAAAAACCAUCGCCUACUUCACGCUCGCUAAGACCGACUCGGACAUGAAGCUGAUGCACGGCGACGAGCUGCGCCUGCGCUACGUGGGCGAGAUGUACAAUCCGUGGAACGAGAUCGGACACGUGAUCAAGGUACCGGACAAUUUUGGUGAUGAUGUCGGCCUCGAGCUGAAGACCUCUUCAAACGCUCCUGUUAAGUGCACUAGCAACUUCUCGGUGGACUUCAUCUGGAAGUGCACCUCCUUUGACCGCAUGACGCGUGCGCUGCGCAAUUUUGCUAUGGACCGCAACUCGGUAUCCAACUACAUCUACUCGCGUCUAUUGGGCCACGGCCGUCCAGAUGCUAACGACGAGGUGCUGUUCAGGGGCUCGCAGCCCAAGCUCUAUAGCGCCCCGCAUCUGCCUGACUUGAAUCGCAGCCAGGUGUAUGCUGUGAAGCACGCCCUACAGCGUCCGCUCUCGCUUAUUCAGGGACCGCCCGGAACCGGAAAAACGGUGACCUCGGCCACCAUCGUGUACCAACUGGUGAAGCAGCACGGCGGCACAGUGCUGGUGUGUGCGCCCAGCAACACGGCCGUGGACCAGCUAACGGAGAAGAUCCACCGCACAAACCUUAAAGUGGUGCGUGUAUGCGCCAAGAGCCGCGAGGCCAUCGAUAGCCCCGUCAGCUUCCUGGCGCUGCACAACCAAAUCCGCAACAUGGAGACCAACUCGGAGCUGAAGAAGCUUCAGCAGCUGAAGGACGAGACCGGCGAGCUAAGCUCUGCAGAUGAGAAGCGCUACCGUAGUCUGAAGCGCGGCACCGAGAACCAGCUCCUGGAGGCGGCCGACGUCAUCUGCUGCACAUGCGUGGGCGCCGGAGACGGGCGGCUGUCGCGCAUCAAGUUCACUUCUAUCCUGAUCGACGAGUCUAUGCAGUCCACGGAGCCAGAGUGUAUGGUGCCGGUGGUGCUGGGCGCCAAGCAGCUGAUCCUCGUGGGCGACCACUGUCAGCUGGGACCGGUGGUCAUGUGUAAGAAGGCGGCCCGUGCCGGCCUCUCGCAAAGUCUGUUCGAGCGCCUAGUGGUACUGGGCAUCCGUCCGUUCCGACUGGAGGUGCAGUACCGCAUGCACCCCGAGCUGUCCCAGUUCCCGUCCAACUUCUUCUACGAGGGCUCGCUGCAGAACGGCGUCUGCGCGGAAGACCGCCGCCUUAAAUUGGACUUCCCGUGGCCACAGCCAGAGAGACCAAUGUUCUUCUUGGUCACGCAGGGCCAGGAGGAGAUCGCUGGCUCCGGAACAUCGUUCCUUAACCGCACAGAGGCGGCCAACGUGGAAAAGAUCACGACACGAUUCCUCAAGGCGGGGAUCAAACCGGAACAAAUUGGAAUCAUCACGCCUUACGAGGGCCAGCGCGCGUACCUGGUGCAGUACAUGCAAUACCAGGGCAGCCUGCACUCGCGACUCUACCAGGAGAUCGAGAUCGCCAGCGUUGAUGCGUUCCAGGGCCGCGAGAAGGACAUCAUCAUCAUGUCGUGCGUGCGCUCCAAUGAGCGCCAGGGCAUCGGUUUCCUUAACGACCCGCGACGUCUCAAUGUGGCCCUCACUCGGGCUAAGUACGGCAUCAUUAUCGUGGGCAAUCCCAAGGUGCUUGCCAAGCAGCAGCUCUGGAACCAUCUGCUCAACUUCUACAAGGACCGUAAAGUGCUCGUCGAAGGGUCACUAAACAACCUCAAGGAGUCGCUCAUCCACUUCCAGAAGCCCAAGAAGCUUGUUAACAGCAUGAACAUCGGUGCGCACUUUAUGUCCACCAUGAUAGCCGAUGCCAAGGAGGUGAUGGUUCCGGGCUCUAUUUACGAUCGGAGCGGCGGCUACGGCCAAGGCCGCCAGAUGCCAGGUCAGAACAUGAAUGGCGGCCAAUUCGGCGGCGGUCCCUACGGCGGCUCGCCCCUUGGCUACGGUGCCCCUAGCUCCAACGCAAUGAUGGGCUUUGGCCUGGGCACGGGCGGAAACGGUGCUGCCGGUACCAACAACAACUUCGGAGGCGCCGGCGGCACGGGACCCAGCUGGGCGGCUGCUCACCUGCACCACGACUCCAUUGGCUACAUAUCCAGCGAGCACGGUGCGGCAGCCCUGGGCAACAUGCCCGUCCCCGUUGGCAUGUUCAUGAACAUGAGCAAUCUUCCACCGCGGUUCUACAACCAGCACCAGCAGGCGAUCAUGGCGGCCAAGCAGAAUCGGGCCAUGCAGCAGCAACAGCAGUCGGGUAACUUCUCCUCUGUGGCUAAUGCAGGAGUUGCAGUCGCUGGAAUUGGAGGUGGAAGUGGAGGUGGGGCAUCCUCGUUAGCCGGCAGUAAGAAGACCCAGAAGCCGGGAAAAUCGCGUGCAACGGCUGGCCAGGCGGGUGGAGCACCGGCGGCUGGAGGUCUUGGCGGACAGAUGAGCACGGGAAACGCCACCACUCCAUUCAGUCAGCAGCCGGCACCUUUGUCGCUACAGAUGACGCAGCCCAGCGGAUUCGCUCUUUCCCAACAGCCGGAGCUUUCGCAGGACUUUGGGCAAAUAUCGCAGAUGGAUGGUUUGCUCUCCCAGGAUGUGGCCUUCAACGUGUCGGGCGAACGCAGUUUGAACCAGUUCUCACAGCCUUAUUGAGAAUCCGGCUGGAGGUGCACCAACUACAAACGAUUACAAGCAACCCAAACGAAACAACAACAAACUCAACUUUGAAGUCAUCAUCAAGGAGUAGCAUCAGUAGGCAGCAGGAACCAAGCAAAGAGGACUAUCACGGGAACAACGACAGAUGCGGGAAACAGCGCGACCUAGGAACAUGAGUACGAGCGGGACAUUGAAGACGGCGGGACGAGACAGUGAGAGAGACGGAGAUGGCGAGAUGAGGAGUGUGUUUCGGAGGCGGAGAAAUGUCGAGAGAUCGAGAGCACAUCAGUGUAGGCUGCCAGGAUGCACUGCAGCCACUGAACCACGCAGAUGUUCCCGAAUCGCCGCGGGCCAUGAAGUCAUGGCCAGGCGACUGGCCACUGGCCACGAGUGCGCUCCGAAGGAGUGCGCCCACGAAUGAGCCAACCAGCCAGCAAGGCGCCACACCAGAUGCCCUUGAAAUGACUAUGGACAACUUCUCGACACGUUUCCUUUGUUUUGCCAACCAGGAUUCGCAGCCGGAGCCUUAAACGCAGACGCAAACGCAACCACUCCCGCCCAGGACACGUAUUCACCAAGUGGCUUACCUUCCAACCUUCUUCUGGCCUCCAGUGCAGCGGCCAAUCUUUUGCUCCUGUUCUAACCUUAUUCCCCAAACGGUUUACUCACACCGACCCCAUGCUCACCGUUGUACAUUUCGUAAACUUUUGGACUCUUUUGUUUUCUGUAUGCAUUUGUUAUCCUAACAAACACACAAAAAAAACCAAACAAAAAAAAUCAAGACGAAACAAAAUCAAAUUCAAAAAUAUGGAGACACAAUUUUUAAUCGCACGGGAACGCUGGCGCCCCCAAAGCGGAUGCAACUUUCCAGCGCAGAUUGGAAAUCGGAUGAUUGAUAAAGGAAACGCGUUGCAAUUUUCCGACCUUAAAUACAACAAUACACACACAGUAAUAAACAUACCGAACCGAAAAAAGGAGGACUAUGAUCAGAAAAGGUUAAUAUUAAUUAAUAUUAAUGCAGUUACAGAUGCCUGUUAAUUGUUUUUAAAACGAUAUGAAAAUGGUAUAUUUUUUCUAUAUAUUGUGAGUUAAUUCUUUCCCCACGCAAACUCUUUGAUUCAAGAAAAUGAAACAUUUUUUUUGAAAUUCUUAAUAAAGAAUUUAAGUUUUCCCUUGCGAAAAACAAA
Drosophila rhopaloa is the source of this 5112-nucleotide messenger RNA. RefSeq names its product regulator of nonsense transcripts 1 homolog (gene Upf1). NCBI's taxonomy places the organism in Eukaryota, Metazoa, Arthropoda, Insecta, Diptera, Drosophilidae. The transcript is spliced from 4 exons. The record is from RefSeq and is a predicted model, not a curated record. Gene Ontology annotation, molecular function: RNA binding; ATP binding; hydrolase activity. Bases 347 to 3922 code for a protein of 1191 amino acids. Gene Ontology annotation, cellular component: cytoplasm. Gene Ontology annotation, biological process: nuclear-transcribed mRNA catabolic process, nonsense-mediated decay.